AUGGCACGUCAAGCAGAACAUGUUCGUCAGCCACCAGCUGUUUCACAGGUUAUUACUGCUCACAUUUUAACAAUACGACGCAAAACAAAAUAUAUUGAUGCACAAGAAUUAUCAACUAUAUUAGAUGAUGUUAUUCGUGAACUAAAAGCUACUAAAGAAUAUUCUUCAAUAUAUCUUAUCUCUUUAAAUAAAAUAGUUCACGCAUUGAACUUAACUUCACCACCAUCACUACCUUCUGUUAAUACGCAUUAUUUUUUUAUUCUUGUACGAAAUACAAUACAAGUUCUUCUACAAGAAUUACACACAAAAUAUCAAUUAAGUGACCUAGCAACAUAUGUACUUCGAAAUUUAGUUAUACUACUUGAACAUUUAAUUAAACAUGUUCCUGAUGUCUCGAAAACUUUACAUUGGAUAACUAAUAUAACAUUUCUUACUGCAUUAGCAAAUUCUUUAAAUCAAAUAGAACAAAUAUUAAACAUCAAAAAUAGUAGACGUUAUACAAAACAAAUCUUACGUUUAUUAAACAUAUUUACUAGCAUACAAGAACGUUUACCAGCAGAUUUACAUCAUAGUUUAUUUCUUCCAUUACUUCAACCAGUAAUGAAUUGUGUAACAUCAAGUACUUAUACACAAAUAUUUAAAGAUCUGAAAGCAAAUGCAACGAAAUUAACAGAAAUACAAAGAUUAUUUCUUAGAAAAUGCCCUCAAUUUCUUGCAACUUAUAAUGGCUAG
Messenger RNA from Adineta steineri, 732 nucleotides. Lineage: Eukaryota; Metazoa; Rotifera; Eurotatoria; Adinetida; Adinetidae. The record is from the annotation of a GenBank genome assembly.